AUGGUCAGAGUUUGGCCUGUGGCUGAUCUCUUUACCUGGAUGGCCAAAGGGGACAUGACGACAGACUGUGUUGGGGCCAGUGUGGAGCCGGAGCACCACGGCCAGGAUGUGACUGAAGACACAGAGGGCCACACAGAGGGCCACACAGAGGGCCUCAGCACGGAGCCGCACCACGAUGACCUCUUGAAGAAGCCACGCAGAAAGGACACACCUGUGCUAAACUGUCCACCGCACAUACCAGGAGUGCAGCUGAUGAAAGCCCAGGAGAAGACUGUGUACUCAGAGGACCAGGAGAAGGAUGUCGGGGACUGA
Knipowitschia caucasica is the source of this 312-nucleotide messenger RNA. Lineage: Eukaryota; Metazoa; Chordata; Actinopteri; Gobiiformes; Gobiidae. The record is from the annotation of a GenBank genome assembly.